Messenger RNA from Pseudomyrmex gracilis, 546 nucleotides. RefSeq lists its product as uncharacterized. The coding region runs from base 1 to 546 and encodes 181 amino acids. The record is from RefSeq and is a predicted model, not a curated record. The transcript is spliced from 2 exons. NCBI's taxonomy places the organism in Eukaryota, Metazoa, Arthropoda, Insecta, Hymenoptera, Formicidae. Gene Ontology annotation, molecular function: catalytic activity.
AUGGUCCAAAGUUUCGCGGAGUUGGAUGGGGCUGUAGCGGUUGCGGCCGAGCCAUACAACGUCCCCGAUCACCCUUUGUGGUCGGGAUCCGCAGACGGCUCGGUCGCGGUUUAUUGGGGGGAACUGGUGGUCGUAGGUAGAUACUUUUCGCCCACAAGGCCCUUCCAAGAGUUUCGGGAGUACCUGGACGAGCUCAACCUAGUCGUUAAACGGCACUUGGCUUGUCCGGUUCUGAUUCUGGGGGACUUCAACUCCAAGUCUGUCACUUGGGGCUCUCCCAGGACCGAUCAGAGAGAAAUGGCACUCGAGGACAUGCUGGCGGCCUGCGGGCUCUCUGUAGUCAACGAGGGCUUGCAGCACACCUGCGUUAGGCAAAGUGGGGGGUCUAUUGUGGACGUAACGUUCGCCUCCCCUUUGGUGGCUGCGCGCAGUGUGUCCGAGUGGCGUGUCAGGGAUGACAUGGAAAUCCUGUCGGACCACAAGUACAUAACCAUGAGAGUCGACGUGCUCCUUGCCCGCCAGCGGGGUCGCCGUUGGGCGAAAUAA